AUGACCGUCAACGUUGUGUCUAGCAGCCAAGCGCUCGGCGGCGUCGGCGACGUCGUAGCGCACAAGGGGGAUCGCUUCGAAGAACUCGUGCUGGCGCUCAAGGACGCCCUUGGCCCGUCGUCGGGCUUGACGUCGGACGAUGUCGACGUCGGCUUCCUGAUGGAGCUCAUGCGCGACUAUGACGGCAGUGACAUGAAGUGGUCCAAGUAUGCAUUUGGCGACGGCAGCAGAGGCUACACUCGUAACCUCGUCGACGAAGGAAAUGGCAAAAGCAACCUGCUUGUACUCGUCUGGUCCCCAGGAAAGGGCAGCCCCAUCCACGACCACGGAAACGCGCACUGCGUCAUGAAGAUUCUGCGCGGCGAUCUCACUGAGACUCGCUACGCCUUCCCAGAGAAGGACGAGCCCGAGGGACAAAUGACUGUCAUCUCCGAGAAGACAUACAAGGAGAACCAAGUGACGUACAUGGCCGACGAGCUCGGCCUCCAUAGAGUAUCCAACCGUGGCAGCGACUUCGCUGUCUCGCUGCACUUGUACACUCCCCCCAACGUAGCGAAGGAGGGCUGCCACAUCUUUGACGAAAAGACUGGCAAGCGAAGCCAUGUGCCCGGCUGCAUGUACUUUUCCAUGUAUGGCCGCCUGGUCAAGGAAUAG
This is a messenger RNA of Trichoderma aggressivum f. europaeum, 654 nucleotides long. RefSeq lists its product as uncharacterized. NCBI's taxonomy places the organism in Eukaryota, Fungi, Ascomycota, Sordariomycetes, Hypocreales, Hypocreaceae. Gene Ontology annotation, molecular function: cysteine dioxygenase activity; ferrous iron binding. The transcript is spliced from 3 exons. Gene Ontology annotation, biological process: L-cysteine catabolic process. The record is from RefSeq and is a predicted model, not a curated record. The coding region runs from base 1 to 654 and encodes 217 amino acids.